AUGGAAGACACCACCGUGAAUUUUCACAACUUAUCAUCUGCUAAGGUUGUCGCUGUCGCUACAGGGGAAGCACACACUCUCCUUCUUACCGGGGAUGGAUGUGUGUAUUCUUGGGGAAGAGGAAUACUGGGGCGGCUUGGUGGAGGAUCAGAACGAGAUGAGCAUUUUCCCGUUCUUGUCAAGUUUGGAUCAGAACAUGACUCUGUCAGAAUAGUGGGAAUUGCCGCUGGUGCUUAUCAUAGUCUUGCUCUAGCAGAUGAUGGAUCUGUUUGGUGCUGGGGUUACAAUAUCUAUGGUCAACUUGGUAUUAAUGGAGAGGAUUACCAUAGCAGAAAAAACACAGAUGGAGAUUAUUCUGUAGUGCCCUGCUUAUUGAACAACUUUCUUGAGUUGCACCCUCCUGAUUCUUCAUCAACUGUUUCAGAAUCAGAACAAAAAGCAUCACUCAAGAUAAUUGCUGUAAAAGCAGGAGGAAUGAUGUCUCUAUCUAUUGAUAAUCUUGGGGCCUUGUGGAUGUGGGGAAAUUGUCCUCAGCAAAGCAAAGAAGGUGGCUUCUCUCUUAUAAGCGAUUUCACUCCCACGCCAGUGUGGGAUUUUCAUGGACACACAGUAGUUAAAGUAGCAUGUGGAAAUGAACAUGUUGUAGCACUUGUUAGUGCUGGAGAAUCAUACAAGGGUGAAGGUGAUCUAGUGUGCUACUCUUGGGGUAACAACAAUCAUGGUCAAUUAGGCUUAGGGGAUAAGGAGAAUAGGCCAAGACCAGAAGUGGUGAAAACAUUUGAUUUGGAUUCGCCUUGGGCAAUUUAUGAGGUAGCAUGUGGUGCCUUUCACACCGCUUUGCUCACUCAUAAAAAGAGGCCUAGUGACACAUUAGAAAGUAGUAGAUGUUGGACAUUUGGCCUUGGGGAUAAUGGUCAACUUGGACAUGGAACAACACAAAGCACAUUACUUCCUGAAGCUGUGAAAGAAUUGCCACAAAAUGUGCAUCUAAUUUCUUUGGAUUGUGGCUUGUUUCAUACUUGUGUUGUUUCCUCAGCUGGGGAUGUGUGGUCGUGGGGAAUGGAGAAGGGUCUUGGCUUAUGCCCUGAUGAUAAUUAUGAUGGAACAGAUUCUGGUGAUGCUCUUUCUCCCCUUCUUGUCUCUUGCAAUCCUUAUCAACCGAAAUUUCCAAAACCGGUUCAAAUAGCGUGUGGGGCUGCUCAUACUAUCCUUGUUGCACAUGAGGGAUAUAAGCUAUGGUCUUGGGGUAGAGGAAGGAGUGGUGUUCUUGGAAAUGGUAAGACUAUGGAUUGCUACACUCCCACCAUAGUGUUAUGGCCUCCACUCAUGGAAGAUUUCAAACAACAAGAGGAACUACAUAGCUAUGUUGAGCAUGAUAAGAUGAAUGAAAAGGUGAUUGAAGAAGUCAAAGAAACAGAUGAGAAAUUAUUAACUGAAUUGAAGCUGCUUCAAACAAAGGUAACUAUUAUGGAAAGAUAUGCUAGUAUGCUUCAUGGUUCUAUCUUUGGAGAACCUUUUGAUGAGCAAGAUAUCCCUGUCUCGUUGCAAAAUUCAGGUGCAUUUGAUAUUGCAAAGGAAUGGGAGAACAUGUUAGAGGCUGCUGAUCAUACAAAGCUAAUUAAGUUGCAAAUGCUCUACCGAAACAUGCUUGCUGGUGUGAAAGAUAAACUUAUGAAGAGAAGGAUUAAGGAGAUUAUAAAUGAAUGCCUACAAUCUACACAGGUGGAAAAUUAG
Messenger RNA from Abrus precatorius (Indian licorice), 1734 nucleotides. RefSeq names its product ultraviolet-B receptor UVR8-like. Bases 1 to 1734 code for a protein of 577 amino acids. The record is from RefSeq and is a predicted model, not a curated record. NCBI's taxonomy places the organism in Eukaryota, Viridiplantae, Streptophyta, Magnoliopsida, Fabales, Fabaceae. The transcript has 5 exons.